Messenger RNA from Sinocyclocheilus grahami, 6810 nucleotides. RefSeq lists its product as uncharacterized. The record is from RefSeq and is a predicted model, not a curated record. The transcript is spliced from 6 exons. Lineage: Eukaryota; Metazoa; Chordata; Actinopteri; Cypriniformes; Cyprinidae. Gene Ontology annotation, cellular component: nascent polypeptide-associated complex. The coding region runs from base 262 to 5553 and encodes 1763 amino acids.
GAGAGUCCGAUUGGGGCGGGCUCUCUCGUAAUCAGAGAGAAUACUGCAGCUCACGCUCAGAUUUCCCAUGCUGUUACCGGCUUGGCUCUGCAGCCCCUCUCUCUCUCUCUUUCUCACAUGCACGCUGACAUAAAUGCACACGCAGUGAACACGGAUCUGUAUCUCUGCACUGAGGAGACAACGUCCUUUACUCGUUUUCUCUGUCCUCAGUUUACUGGCUCCUGUUUUUAGGCAGUGCGUCAGAGGCUGUGCCACACAGAUAUGCCCGGUGAGAAUGCACAUCGGAGUGGCCCCACGCAGGGCCUUCUGGACUCUGGAGACCCACAAUCAGAGCUGCCAGGACCAGAUCUGUCUGGUCAAACAUCCAGCUCUUCAGCCUCAACUCCAACAGACAGUGCCUCCAGUCCUUCUCCCAGCAGCCCUCCAAAACUCUCCCCACUAUGUACUCCUUUUGGACCCCGCCUGGUAAUGGCCAAACCAACCACUUCUCCUCGCCCACAGCCUGAGGGUGCAAGUUUUGAAUUAGAAGGGCAUUCUGGAAAUAUCGGCGUACCAACAGGGCGGUUUGGUAGAGGAGCCUGCAGACGAGGUCCUAUGAAAAUGGAACGGAUCAAAGUCCUAAUUGGAUCAGAAAUAGAAAGUGACUUUCAAGAGCCAGAGACCAUGGACUCAAGGGUGGUAAUGGGGCAAGAGGCAUUGCUGAGAAACAUGGAGACACAAAGUGGAGUGCUGCUAAGAAAGCAGAUAGGUCAAGAAACACCUAGUUCAGGACACCAGCCCUCAGAGCCUUCCAUGAAAUGUCAUAUUGGGCUAGAUGAAAACGCAAAACUAGACACUGGUCAGGUGAGUUCUACUGUAGAUCAGGCUAAGAGUUUGACUUCAGUUCCAGAACAAGAGAAAUGCAUAAGUCAGAUACUUGAAUGUCAAAUCCUAGAGUCCAAAGUGAGAGAUGCUGAAUUGACAGACAGCAGUACUCCUUUCCCAGACAAUGAGGGAGAGCCACUGUCUUUAUCUCAGGGUGAAGUGCCUUCCUUGUCAUUUUCCGAGCCUCCCUAUGUUGUUGACCCACAACGUAUUGGUGUCCUUCCAGGACUGGAUCCUGAUCGCUACUAUACAGCCCCUUCCACCCCCAUUAAGAUGGCUUACUGCUCACAUCUCAAGCAACAGUGGCGCCCAGGGAGCCCGAGCCAAAGUCCAGGUUCCCCAACUGAUGAGUCUGAUCUGUGCUCCCCUCCUACCUCUCCCUCUGGUUCCUACAUGACUGCUGAGGGAGGCAGCUGGACUUCAUACACCUCCAGCACCUCCCACUCAUGCUCUCCAAACUUAACAGCUGAGGCAGAGUUGCAAGAAGCUCCUGCUUGCUAUGUGGGGUCCCUCUCAGAGAUCGGCGACGAGCUUGGAGAUGAUCGAACUGGUAACGAGAGGGAUGCUUGUCUGGGUAAACCUGAUUUGCCAGAGUUGCUGGAAGAUGUGGCCUGUGAAGUGGAUAUACUAACAAGGGACACCUGUAGUCCUCAUUGGGUGACAGAACAUGAUUCCACACAAGAGAGCAGGAUCAUCAUGCGAAGAACAGACUGCCAGGAGGACACAGGGGUGUCUGUGGGCUCUCUGAGGCCUAGUGAUUUCCAGAGAGCCCCUGAUGCAACUCAGGCUUUUAGUGAUCCACAUCAAAGUCUUGAAAUGGAUUUCAAUGCCUGUUUCUCAGAGCCAUCGGUGAGCCUGGAUCGCUCCCUAACACCAGACAAUAAUGCAGCUGCAGCACUGGAUACAGAGAGUAAAACCCCUGUCUCUCACUCUCCAGAUACUGUAGACAUAAAAAGUAAUAGCAGUAAUAGUUUAUAUCUCGAGAUAGGUUCCUCUGCUCCUCUGUUCCAUGGCUAUUCUAGAGAGGAUGGGCUUGAGAGUGAUGCAAUGAUUCCUGCUUCUAUGUUGCCAUUCCAUGGAAGCCUGAUAAUCCAGGCAGAUUCUAUGGAUAUAACCCUGUUCCCCACUGAUGAUGAGCAGGGGAAUGAUGUGGAUGCAUAUGCUGCUGGAGAGGAGGAAGCCGAUGUAGAUGAGUAUGAUGAUGAGGAUGAUGAAGAUGAGUGUGAUGAUGAAGAUGUGGAUAAUGACAAGGCAGAGCAACAAGAGGCAGCUUGGAGGGUUGGAAGGGAAGUGGAAGGCCCAAAUAAAGAUGACACUUCUGCAUCUUUCCUAAAUUCCUUUUCAGAGAACACCAUAAACGAUGGUGUAGAUGAGUCCUUUGCUUAUCAGGAUGAAACUGAGGACUCAAUUAAUUCUACGUCUUAUAACGGGGAUGAAGAUGAACAUCUGUACUGCACAGAGAAGCAUGCUGAACUCUCCCAACAGUUCCCUGGGCCUGAUGAACCUGUGCAGUCAGUAAGCCAUGCUAAACCUGAAUUUUCUGGCAGUGAGAGUGAAAUUGAGAUAUCCUCCAGAUCAUCUGAGCUUCCACGUGUAGAACUGCAAGGGAAUCUGGCAGACUGCAGUAUUCAUGGUGAAAGUGUAAUCGCACAACAAAUUUCAGAAACAAAGUUGCUGAAGGGUGAGCUUUCAAAAGAAUCAACUGCAGAGAUCAAAACAACUGAUGAGGAAGGCAAACAGAGUACAGAUCCCUCAACAGUCACGGUAACUUCAGAGAAAGGACAGCAGAUUGCCACAAAUGAUCCAACAUUAUCUGUUGAACAAAACAAAGUAGAACAAAAUAAUAGUUCCAUUGAUUCCUGCGUGGCAGGUGCUACAGCUGCUGACAUCGAGACUAAUGUAGAUGAUAGCCAGGAAUUGGAUCAGAAAAAUGGAAAUAGUAUGGAGUUGGACACAUCAUUGCAGUUAGCAGAAACUGCAACCAAUGACCUAAAUAAAGGAGUCCCCCAACUAACAUACCUGGAUGACUGCAGCCCCACAAACAUUCCAGUUUGUGCCUAUCCUGAACUAUGUGAGGUGCCAGAUAACUUAACAUCAACAGAUGUUUUACCAUUUGAACGUUCCAUGUAUCAAGAUAAUCUGACAGAGAAUCAACCUGGCAAUGAUGAUGUAAACCAUAGCUCUCAAAAUAUGUCCUGCUCCACAUACAGCAGACUUGUCAUUUCACCAAAGAAAGAGAACUCUGAGAGCAGUAUGACAGAAAGGGAACUUUACCCUGACAGUUGGACACCAAGGGAUCCCUUGUCUUUAGGUGAAUGCUGUGACUUUGAAGCUGAAAAUCUGCUCAUGUGUGAGAUAGCUAGAUCAGUGCACAGUAAAGAUUUGCCAGUCGCUCAUAACAUUGCCACUGGAGAAGACAACAUGGGUGAUGAUGAGGACAACAACCGAUAUUGUGACCUCCAAGAGAAAAUGGCAGACAUUGAUGUUGGUGUGGUUGAGUCAAACAUUGCCAGCUGGAGAUCGAUUCAAGAUCUUUCAGAGGCAGGAGGGGGUGAGGAUGAUGCAAAUAAUCUUCAAAAUCCAGAGAGCAAUCCGAUUAUACAUUGCAGUUCUGAUAAGGGUCUGGUGCCAUCGUGGAAUGAUCCAGAAAAAACUUGCACACCCUUAAUCCUGAGUGCUCCAUCAGACCUUACAUUGAAUAUGCUUUCAGAUGAUGGGAAAGAUGGGAAAGAUCAAACUCCAAAUACAGACUUCAACAUUCCAGAGGAUUUAUCUUCAGGCACAUUAAGGAAGGAAAGUGAUGAAAUAACUUCUGAACAGUCUCAGGAUCUGGAAUCUUGUCAAGAACCUGAUAAUGUCACGUUAACAGCAACCAUCUCCCUAGAACACACUGAUCUUUGUGAAUCUUCUACAAAAACAGUCAUUUCUAACCAAUCAGAUAAUCUUGGUCCAGUUUUAAAUCAGGGUCAUUCAAAUUCUCAACAGAUUACCUUUAGAAACACUGACUCUGUCUCGGAAAACAAGCUCAAAUUCAACUUGCAAGGAGGAUCAUUUGGCACCUUCACAUUCAGAAAGAAACCAACUGAUAUAAAGAUUGUGACCUCCUCAGAAUUAACAAUUCUCCAACAGAUUUCUGUCUCACAUAAAGAGACAAAUUCCUAUGAUGGGUCUUCAAAUGAGGUUGUGGGGGAGAAAGUAAUUCAGUUAAGAGCACACAUCAAAAAUGAAACCGUAACUGAUGAAGCUAAAACCACUGACAAACAACUUCUUGAACAAGAGACUACAACUGACGCUCAGGAUCAGGAGAUAGAUAAAUCAGACUCCCAUGAGAAGGGAAACAAGGGACUGAAAACAUGUCAAAAGAGAGAAGAACAAGAUUUUACAGAGAAUGUUUCAUUUCUGGAGCAGAACAAAAAUCUUGAUGAUGAUUCACAUAAAUCAGGUCUUUCUCAAGCUGACAGUGAUGAGGCAACACCAGAAACGGCACAGAUUGCUAAUUCAGGUCAUGGCACAAAACCAAAGGUAAUUGAUGCCCUUAAAACCAACAUUGCAGAUUUAGCCUCAAUGGACAAUGAAAAGAUCCAGUGCCAAGGAAAGGAAAUGGAGAAUACAGGUAAUCAAGCGCCAAGUUUUGAUAGAUUUUCAAUGAGAGAGGAAUUUGGUGAAACUCAGCAGAAAGAGGAUGUCUCUAUAACGGAGAACACUGAACUUGAUCAAACACCAGAACAAUCAAUUUUUCACCCCCCUGACCCAAGCUAUAUUGAUCCAAAAGAGUCUGUUCAUACCAAGUCAGUGGUUGUAUCUCAGACAACAGACCUUACAAGGCCAGAUGGGCUGAAAGAACUUCCAGACAGUUCUUUGAGCAGAGUAAGUUUGACAGAACGCACAAGAGACAUCAAUGACAAUCACAUAGGGGGCAGUUCAUCCCUCAGGGUGGACAGCUCAGAACAAGACAGGGUCUCUCCAACAUGUUCAUCCACAGUUGUCCAGGAGGAAGAUCUCUCUAACCCCGUUCAGGAGUCACAGCCCAUUCAUGACAUCUCCCAAACAUCUGCUGCCUUCUCACAUACAGCUCCAGACAACAAACCCAACCAACCUGACUAUCAAAGUCCCCUCCGGACUCCUGGAAUAAGCAGUUUGGAAUCAGCAGCAUGGGAAACAGAGGAACAAACACCAACUUUGGUUCGUAUUCAAGACACGUGCGAUCAUGAAAGUGAGAGAACAGUCAUGACAGCAAAACCAUGCAGACAUGAGAACCCUCCAGUAUGCAAGGGACACCGAACAGAACAGUCCCAGUCCACAACAUCCACUGGACAAACAGACAGUAACCAUGCCCAAAGAACACUGAAUCAGUCAGAUGAAAGAGAUAUGCUCCCCUGCUUCAGUCCAAGACCAGACUCCCUCAUAAAAACAAAGCAAGCUGAGCGACAGAGCAUAGAGCGAGACGUGUACCCAAUUAGCUACAGAUCAAAAGGCCCAGAGGACUUGGAUCUCCGCUUCAAAAACAAUAUAGGUUCAGGUAAUGAAACAGACAGUGAUGGCUUCCUCCAUCUGGAUGAGGGUGGGCUGGAGCAGAGAGAUAUCGAGUUGGUGAUGGCACAGGCCAACGUGUCUCGAGCUAAAGCAGUCCGUGCACUGCGCCACAACAAGAAUGACAUCGUCAAUGCCAUUAUGGAGCUGACCAUGUAAAAGAGGAAAAGACUUCUUCCCCGCCCCUUGCGUGUUUUCUUCCCUAAGUAAUGCUGCUAUAUUGCGCCGCCCAAACUCCUGCUGAAAUAAAUCCGUUACAACCAGAGCUGUUCGUUUCCCAACAUUAUCUACGAAUCAUAUAAAUGCACAUUACAAACAAAAAUGUAUCGUUAUACAUUUUGAACAAAUUUUAAUAUUGCCUUAAUGGCUCAGAUGGUAGAUCAGAGGAUUGUAGAAAUAAAUGCUUAUGUCCUCAAAGCUGAUGGCUUAAAUCUGACCUAAAGUUUUUUUUUGUUUUUUUUUUUACUUUCCCCUGGGGUAUAUGUAUCUUAUCUUGCAAGCAUAAAUAGUUCACAUGGCACUAAAAUUCCAUUUAAAUUUAUUAUAGAAGCCUGUUUUUAGCAUGUUUUAAUUGUUUACGCAAAUUACAUGGACUGUGCACAAUUGUGCAACUACAAAUCAAAGAUAAUAUUUGUACUCCAUUUUCAAUGCAAUCAUGACAUCAGAUAGACUAUUUGAACACUGUCAAUUUUAAUCCAGAUCAAUAUACAUACAUACAAAGAUGACCAAAGUAAUAAUGGUGAAUGAUCAGUCUAUGAUAUAAAGGAUGUACAUUACCAAAACUUAUUUCUGCAACAUCUCAUGCAUUUAAAUGUCCUGUGCGGUCACACAUGUCUUUUCACAUUCAGCAUGAAUACUGCAUCCAAAAGAAAUAUUCACAUUAGAUUUUAGUGGAGGUAUGUGAUUAUAUCCGUGUUUGCUUUAUUCAUAAAAAAAUCAUUUCUAAUACUGUUUUGUUGACAUCACCCAUGCACAAACAGGCACACAAUGACCUUACCACAAUGAAAGUUUAGUUUUAUGGAAAGCAUAACUAGCAUUAGCUUCAACAUUUAGUUUACUGUAAGCCUCUUUAUAUUCACGUUAAUAAAAGCCUAAAAAUGUCAAGACAGAAGCUCUUUAUUCAAGUAAGGUUUGUGUAUUAAGGCCAACAAUUACUGUGUUUGGUCCUCCAGGUAAAAGUCUCUCUGAUUUCAGCUGUUCCCCAUCCUGUUUCAGUUCCCCUCCCUACCUUCGUUCUCAUUGUGUCCAGCUACAUUUGGAUCAGCUUUUAGGGGACAGGACAUUGGCCUGAAAGUGGCCCUGAUUGGUAAUGUUGCCCGCAGGGAAAUAACGUGCCACUACAAAGGUAGAACCAUCUGAGGCCACAGCUUUACCAACACCAAAUUUCGUCGAGCUUUUCCACACCAUUGCAGUGAA